CGGAAAUUCUUUUGUUUUGACAGCACCUCGGAAAUUGAAUCCGUUUGUUGUGGUCUGUCACGGGGACUUUGCGCUUUGCCUGAUACUACUACUGUUGCUGGCCAGUACAGACGCUCGCGACACAAUGGCGUCUACGCAAUUAAGCCCCCUUCUUCACGUUGAAUCCCUGACGGCGCUGCGGUACCUGCCGUUCGCCUUGCUGUCCUUCGUCCUCGUCGGAAGAGGCGAGGGCAACGCGAUGGACAACGUCGCAACCGAGAGGCUGGCUGAGGAAAGCCACCGUCAAGACAGUGCCAACCUUCUCAUAUUCAUCAUGCUCCUAACGCUCACCAUUCUCACAAUAUGGCUCUUCAAGCACAGGCGCUUUAGGUUCUUGCACGAAACGGGACUGGCCAUGAUCUAUGGCCUUCUGGUGGGCGUGAUCCUGCGGUUUGGCGUCCACGUGCCCCCGAGCAUGAGCGAUGUGGUGCAGGGCUGCGCGGUCAACGCCAGUCCUGCCACCCUGUUGGUGAAUGUCAGUGGGCGAUUCUACGAGUACACGCUGAAGGGCGAAGUCAGCCGCGGCAAAGGCCACCAAGUGCAGGAUGAUGAGAUGUUGAGAAAGGUUACUUUUGACCCAGAAGUCUUUUUCAACAUUUUACUGCCGCCUAUCAUCUUCCAUGCCGGCUACAGUCUAAAACGGAGACAUUUUUUCCGCAACAUUGGCUCCAUCCUGACCUAUGCUUUCAUGGGAACUGUUAUAUCCUGUUUUAUUAUUGGGCUCAUCAUGUACGGAUUUGUGUCCUUCAUGAAAGUAGUGGGCCAGCUCGGGGGAGAUUUUUACUUCACCGACUGCCUCUACUUCGGGGCUAUCGUAUCGGCGACAGACCCAGUGACGGUGCUUGCCAUUUUCAAUGAGCUGAAGGUAGACGUGGACCUGUAUGCUUUACUUUUUGGGGAGAGCGUGCUCAAUGAUGCCGUGGCCAUCGUCCUCUCAUCCUCCAUUGUGGCCUACCAGCCUACGGGGGACAACAGUCACAGCUUUGAGGCCAUGGCCAUGCUCAAAUCCUUUGGCAUCUUCCUGGGCGUCUUCAGCGGAUCGUUUGCUCUCGGCGUGGCCACCGGUGUGGUGACGGCGUUCAUAUCCAAGUUUACCAAGCUGAGGGACUUACCCUUGCUGGAGACGGCACUGUUUUUCCUCAUGUCCUGGAGCACCUUCCUGUUGGCCGAGGCUUGCGGCUUUACCGGCGUGGUUGCCGUGCUGUUCUGCGGGAUCACUCAGGCUCACUACACCUACAAUAAUCUGUCUCGUGACUCACAGGACCGAACCAAACAGUUGUUUGAGCUGCUCAACUUUCUGGCAGAGAACUUCAUCUUCUCCUACAUGGGCCUGACGCUCUUCUCCUUUCAGUCGCACAUCUUCAACCCUUUGUUCAUCGUUGGGGCUUUUGUCGCAGUGUUCUUGGGCAGGGCGGCAAACAUUUACCCAUUGUCCUUCCUGCUCAACCUGGGCCGCAAGAACAAGAUCGGCUCAAAUUUCCAACACGUCAUGAUGUUUGCAGGACUGCGUGGGGCGAUGACUUUCGCCCUCUCCAUCCGAGAUACGGCCACCUACGCCCGCCAGAUGAUGUUUUCUACCACCUUGCUGAUCGUCUUCUUUACCGUGUGGAUCUGCGGAGGCGGCACCAUGCCAAUGUUGUCCUUCAUGAGCAUUCCCGUCGGUGUAGACUCUGAUCAAGAUCACUCGAGUUCCGGAGUGCUGGAUGGCUCACAAAGGAGGAACACCAAGCAUGAGAGCGCCUGGCCGUUCAAGAUCUGGUACAACUUUGAUCACAACUACCUGAAACCCCUCUUGACGCAUAGCGGCCCCCCUCUCACGGCUACUCUGCCCGCCUGUUGCGGACCACUGGCGCGGUGCCUCACCAGCCCGCAAGCAUAUGAGAACGAAGGGCCCCUCCACGACGACGACUCCGACUUCAUUCUGAACGACGCCAGCGUCAGCUCCAUGUACGCCGACGUCACCGUCAGCACGGACGGUUCGGGCUCCAGCGGCAUCAAGCGCCAUCGCCCGUCCGCCGCCGAUGAAGGCCUGGAUCACGAAUUGGCGCUGACCGAGCACGAGGUGGCCAUCCGGGGCACCCGCCUGGUCCUCCCCAUGAAUGACCCGGCCGAUCCCCCGAUCACCGUAACCCUGCCCCCUCCGCCCUCCCCACCCCGCUCGGACCCCCGUAGGCACAGACUCUAAGAAAAGGUUUGCACUGGCGAGAUGCGGCUUGUUGUCGCCGUCAUUGAAAAUGCCACUAAGUUGAUUUUGUCUCCCACCUUUAAGGGCACUGGCUGUAGUCACAUGACCGUAACGUAUGUCCUGCAGGCUAUUUAUAAGGCAAUUAACAACUACAAAUUAUGACUGUCAUAUAAGACCUGUUUAGGCUGUGGCUAUUUCUAUGUGAUUGUUCAGUAUCUUUUGAACAUGUUGCUCAUUCUGGCCAGGCUUCUUUUACUCAUUGAGCCUUGCUUAGACAGUCACUUUUUAUUUGACCAUGAUUUAUUUUUCUUUAUAUUUCUAUGGUUUUCAAUUGGACUAACUCAGCACUUUCCCCCUCUUUUUUAACAGCUCUCCUGUUUUGCUAGUGUUAUUUGAUCUUGCUUAUGAGCAGUAUUCUUAUAGUAAUUCACCAUCUGGCCGAGAAAAGAACACUCUUCUUCUAUCCUGCUAAAACGUUUUCUGCACUUCAGCACCCACAUUUUAGGUGUUUUAUUUUUCUUGCUUCAGACAGAACAACGGUUUUGCUGCUCUUAAGAGAGCAUGACUAAUCCACUUAGCAAUGCAAAUGAUUUAUGGAGAAAAAAACCAGCCUGCAUAAAUUGUUAUGGUCAUGUAAUUACAGCCGCUGUCCUAACUUUGAACGAGUGGAAUGAUCAUCUGCUUUCACCGUUUCUCGUCGCUUAAAAUAUUCACGUAGACAGGUCGGCGUCAGGUAUGUGAGGAGCUUUACAAGGAGCUCUCCGUGACGGUAGGCUUGCACGUGAAAGCGCCACACGCAAGGUCAGGUACUGUCAACACGCAUGGAUGACGAGUCAAUGGUUAGCGAAGGCUGAGCUACACGAGAAGUGACUACUUCCACACUUCCUGUAAAGAUAUUUUACCACUGCCCGUGUGGUUCAUAUAUGUAAUUUAUUUAUUUGUUUGUUCUUUCAUGGUAUUUCUUUAUUAGGAUUUGUUAAUAGAAGUAGGACAGCUCGGUGGUGAGACACACCGUGACCAAGUCAUCCUACGUGAGGUACGCUGUACACAUGUAGGGAGGUGAGGAUGGGGUGGUACUUUUUUUCCCGAAAGUUUCUUAACUGUGUGUCUGUAAAAAAAAAAAAAGAUUGUUUCUGUGAUGUAGCAAGAUGCUUCUCACAGCGAGAGCUUCCCCUAUGAACGUCGUUUACAAGGUUGUGACUGAGAGGCUGGGGAGGUCGGGGGGGCCGGGAGGCGGGCAUGUCGGCUAAUCUGACUAAUGCACCACACGAGCUGUGUUUGGGAUGAGGGCAGACUCAACUCUUGUGAAUUCAAGUGCCUAAAUUGUAAAAAUGAACUCCUCAGUGUGGGUUUGUACAUUUGAUUUGUACAAUCAGGUUCUGAUUGACACUAAAUGCGGCAUUUGAUGUUGACUACUAAAAGUGCAGGUGAUUUAUUUCCUUUCUAGAUGUAACUGGGAUGAACAAUAUGUCAUCAGAACUAAUAAAAUUGUACAUCAGUGUAAGGUUUACGCAAUUGUCGAGUAUACUGUACUUGUAUUUGGAGUUUUUAAACGGUGGAACCUCCAAAGUUAAACGCACCUUAAGUAGGAAAAUCAAGUUGAACCAAAAUAUUUUGGAAGUAAUCCCUAAGACCGAUUACUAUUUGUAUUGGGCUGUGGCAUUUUACAGCGUUAUAGAAAGAUCACAAACAUUUGGAAUAGGUGGGGAGAUUCCUGUACUCUUCCUUAAACUUGAUUCCUUUAACUUUACUUCAGCAUAGGUACACCGCAUUUCUUACCGUAUGUGCUAUUGAGCAAUGGUAAACGGGUGCUUAAUAAGUAAACGAGUGAAUGCUUUUUGAGCCUGAAAAAAAAAGCAAGUACAAUUUAGAAGUCAAGAGAGAUUAUUGCGUUGGACUUCGGAGGUUCCACUGUAGCAAUACAAAAGGAUUUCACUCAUUCGUCUGCUUUUUGCACAUAGGCAUCUCUGUAGUUGGUGGACUGAAACUCAUCCUGUCGUCUUUGUGCCGGACAGGCUGGUCAACACCGUAAGAGUGUCUCUUGUCUUUAAUAGACCCGGUAACUAUUUAAUCCCUCCAAAGUGUUUUUGUCCAUUUUUUUCCCAAGCAGUAUUUAGAAUUCAGCUUUUUUACACAAUCAUCCACUCAAUUUGGAUCGCGUGUUAGUUACCUGUACCUGUGUAAAUGAUUGAAAGAUACAGAUUUAAUUUAUUUAGUACUUUUGUUAUACCGAUUACACAUGCAACUAAAUAUAUUCCCCCAAAAAAUGUCUGAUUCUGCUCUUUGUCGAGUUCAAACACUUGGUGAGCACCAAAGGAAUGUGUUUAUGUCAACAUUUUCUUUAAAAAAAAGUGAUCUAGUAUUCCGACAAGAUUUGACUGACUUAUUCUUUCAUGCACUCCUAUUCUAUAUUUUUGGUCCUCUGUCUGGCAAGAUGUAAAAAUACCAGAAAUAAAUGUCAAGCACUGCACAUUUUUUCUUCUCAUCCUGGGAGUUUUAUUUUGAUGGAGUGAGGUAAUCCAUUAAAACAACAUGUUUGCUAUGUUUUAUCUCUCUCUUGUAGCUGAAUAAAUUAAUCAAAUAAAAAAUGCACGUAUCUGUGUGAUGCAGCGCAGUUCACGACUUCCACUUUACAGGUUGAUAGGAUCAACCAUGGGAGUUUCCAAUUUGUUGCAAUGCACCCUCUCAAAACAGUGAGUACACAUGGUUUUGUGCUAAAGAUCACCCAAAUUGCGUUCUAUGCACUUGAAUUUGUUCUUACCCUGCUAACAAAUUUAAAAUCUCAUCUUGCAUACGCACACAUCAUGAUCAGCUUUCAAAAACAUGUUCACAUAGCUUUUGCCCAAAAUGCACAACAUUUGGAAGCUCUACUUGUAAAAAAGUAACGAUUACUGAAAUCGGGAUUUGCUUUUGAGACUAAAUGUCCUGAAUAAUUGUGAAAUGGACACUUCUGUGCAGUUCAUAAUCUACUUGCACUCAUGAAUCUUCACUUUAGCCUACACAACUAAAUAUAAACGUACAAGUCAAAUACUACUUGUUAAUAGUUUUUAAAAUAUCCAUAUUAGAAUGAUUUGUUUUAAGAUACUACAAAUUGUAAAAGUGUCCUCCAUAAAAUGAAUCUGACUUAUUUCCCCCGUGUGUGUGUGUGUGUGUGUACACGUACACACACGGACAUUGUGCUGUAUAUUGAAAGUCCUGUUGUAGGAAAUUUUAUUUUGAAACUCGACACCACAAAUCCGGUCUCAGCUUGGUUGGCUGUGUCCAGCAGACGACGCCAGCAGACGUGUUUACGGAGCGGCCGGAGGUGCGACGUUAACACGAAGUCCCCCCCGCGCUCUUCGACACCCGCCUUACGCUCAUCCGAGGCCACGCGACUCGACCUGCACCCG
This is a messenger RNA of Hippocampus zosterae (dwarf seahorse), 5613 nucleotides long. RefSeq names its product sodium/hydrogen exchanger 6-like. Lineage: Eukaryota; Metazoa; Chordata; Actinopteri; Syngnathiformes; Syngnathidae. The record is from RefSeq and is a predicted model, not a curated record. Gene Ontology annotation, cellular component: membrane; recycling endosome. The transcript is spliced from 16 exons. The coding region runs from base 125 to 2224 and encodes 699 amino acids. Gene Ontology annotation, biological process: regulation of pH; proton transmembrane transport; sodium ion transport. Gene Ontology annotation, molecular function: sodium:proton antiporter activity.